Frieseomelitta varia is the source of this 2024-nucleotide messenger RNA. RefSeq lists its product as uncharacterized. The coding region runs from base 1255 to 1764 and encodes 169 amino acids. The record is from RefSeq and is a predicted model, not a curated record. The transcript is spliced from 5 exons. NCBI's taxonomy places the organism in Eukaryota, Metazoa, Arthropoda, Insecta, Hymenoptera, Apidae.
CAGCGUCUCUCACAAGUGCUGGACCUGCGAUGCAAUUUUUCAAGAUCUCCGCAAUCCUCAAGCUACCAUUGGAUAGGCUACUUGGCUCUUACAUUAAGAGUCUCACGGAUCUCGUAGACCUCCAUCUAGCUGGCUGUGAAAUCUCUGGAUACCCUGGAUACUGAAAUAUUCGACGUCUCAGUUUCCGCGAAAUCUCUGGAGGCCCCUGCGACUAUUAAUAACUUCACCACCCAUGGAAGCUCUCAGCACCUGGCGGAAGGAUUAUGGAUACACAUCUGGUGCUUUUAAAGCUUCCGAAGCUAUCCAUUAUGUGAUUAUUAGCUCAAAGCCACGAAUGAGUUCCAGCUGCUUUUCAUUAACUACCUAUCAAGCCCGUGGUUGGCGUUGCCUCUUAAGAAAUUACGCGGGACAAGCAACUACACUUGCAGAAUAGAAAUUUUACAAACGAUGAUAGAUUGCUCGCUGGACGUUAUCCCGAUGGCUAAUCUAAAUGAAUGCACAUACGUACGCGCGCAUUGGCUACGAAAUUUUUGCAUGUUACUAGCUUCGAAUGGUCCGCGAUGUGAAGACGCAAACGUGGAGCAAAAAACCUUCGGGGACAGGUUGUUCGGUUGUUAAACAGCCGGUGCCUCUCCGCGACAGAAAAUUUGAUGAGGGUCCGACCGAAAACAAAAGAAAUACGUAUUUACACAGGGGCAAUCGUCCCGGGACGAUAAAACCUCUCCACCGGUAUCUCUUUCUUGCCCCAGCCUUCAGGAAAAUGUGCUCGUUUGUUCGCGACCCCUCAUUCACGUGCUCCUGGCACGAUUGGCUGCUCGUCCGUCGAACAUGUCAAGGGAAACGUGAUCUUUGCCAAGGGGAAGCUUUGUUCUCCGAUUUAGAAGAAAUAUCGCCUAUAAAUUGGCCGAGAAAUGAUCUCGUCUAGCAGCAAUCAAGAUGCCUUCGAAGCAAUCAUUUUCCACGAGACGUUGAAAGAGGACUAUUGAUCGGAGCAAUGGAACGUCUUUCCCGGAGCGCUGUUUUGCAUCCAAGGACUCGCGAUGAUGGAUACGUGAAACUUUAAGUGUGAAAAGUGAUCGAGAGAAACAGUGAUAUCAUCGAACUCGUGGACAAAUCCGUAUAUAAGAAUGUGUCGAAGUUCGCGGAAAAUCUCCAGCCGAAAAGAACGGAGAGGAUCGUUGAAAUCGGCGAGGUGAUCGCGUAGAACUCGUAGAAUGUCUUCCUGAAGAGAACGAGCAAUCACAAUAGACGAAGAUGUGCUGCUCGGGUGGCCCUGGUGGCAUCAGACUAACCAGGUGUGGCGUGAUUUGCGGAAUCGCGGCGCUCGCUGCUCUCAGUACCGCGCUUUUGGGCCCUGCUUGGCUUCACACCGAGGAAAAAUUGAAUCCAUCCUAUCUGCCGCGUAAUUUCGCCAAUCUCGUGAGCGUGCAGUUCAAAUUGGGCCUGUUCAGGGUCUGUCCGAAAAUCGUGAAGCCUGCCAACUUUACAGCCCAUAUUACUACACCGCCCUGUACGUACGUGAGAUACAGUAGCCUGGAGGAUGUGAGGCCGCAGGAGCUGGGAUUCCAUCAACUGGAGUUCACCCCCACCGUCGUAUCGAAAAUAAGGAUCUCAGCGCCGUUUCAAGUGGCCGCCGUAAUUUUGGUCCUGGCCGCUACAAUUUCGGCUUUAAUUGGACAUUGUUAUUCGGAUCACAGAACUCUGGUCGCCUGUGGAUUAUUUCUUCUCAGUGAGGAUAAAAUUUCGCCUGUAUCGUCUGCGUAACACACGGAAGCCCGAUCAUUUUACCAAGACACGUGAAGGGAUGAAAUUUCCAAUCGGACGUGAUCAAAAAUAUCGGGUCGAUCGAUCGGAAGGAUAGUGAAAAAACAACGAGAGCCAUCGAGGGAGUUUCCAACUGCGGGGCAAAUGCGUCCGGGAGGGGGUGUGCGUGAACGCAAAACGGAAGGGACGGAUGAAAAUCGAGCAAAAGUGCAUAUCCUGGGGAAGCUUCUGGAUGGAGUAGAUCGAUUAAAAAUUGCUCG